AUGGCGGAGAUCAAGAUUGACAGCAAGCUCUUCCAGGAGCGCAUCUCGCACUUCGUGACGGCCUGGAAGAACGACCUCCGAACCAAAGAUGGGCUGUUCGGUGGUGCCUCGUCCAUGGUCGUCAUGAUGGGCAAGGUCGAGGAGAUUCCCGAGCUCCACAAGAACAACGCCAUUCACUUUUGGCUUCUUGGAUACGAGUUCCCGACGACUUUGAUGCUGUUCACUCUGGACACCGUGUACAUCCUCACGACGGCGAAGAAGGCGAAACAUCUUGAUCAGCUCAAGGGCGGCCGAUUCCCGAUCGAAGUGCUCGUGCGAGGCAAGGAUGCGGCCGAGAACGAGAAGCUGUUUAUCAAAGUUACCGACAAGAUUAAGGAGGCCGGAGAUAAAGUCGGUACGAUCGCCAGAGAUACCUCGAGAGGACCGUUUGUCGACGAGUGGAAGAAGGUGCUGGCAGACAAGUGCAAGGAUGUUGAGCAGGUCGACGUCUCUGCGGCACUCUCAGCGCACGCCUUUGCUGUCAAGGACGAGAACGAGCUUCGAGCGAUGCGAACCGCCUCCAAGGCCUGCGUGGCUUUGAUGACUCCCUAUUUCCUCGACGAAAUGUCCAGUAUCCUCGAUGCGGAGAAGAAGGUUAAGCAUUCCGCGCUUGCCGAAAAGGUCGACAAGAAGCUCGACGACAACAAAUUUUGGCAGACCGUGCAGCUCCCUAGCAAAGGAAAACUGCCCUCGGAUCUCGACCCGACUCAGCUGGACUGGAUCUUGGGUCCCUCUAUCCAGAGUGGCGGCAAGUACGAUUUGAGAUUUUCGGGCGAACCCAACGACGAAAACCUGCAUGCCGGCAUCAUCAUUGCUGCCAUGGGACUUCGAUACAAGUCGUACUGCUCUACCAUCGCACGUACGUACCUGGUUGAUCCGAACAAGUCCCAAGAGAGCAACUACAAGCUCCUCACCCUCAUCCACAACACGAUCAUGAAGGAAAUCCGAGACGGCAUGCUGGCAAAGGAAGUCUACGCCAAGGCUAUCGGCAUCAUCAAGAGCAAGAAGCCGGACAUGGAGAAGCAUUUCCUCAAGAAUGUCGGCUGGGGAAUUGGAUUGGAGAACAAGGACCCGACUCUUGUUCUCAAUGCCAAGAAUCAGAGAAGCUUGAAGGACGGCAUGACCCUGAUCAUAAACACUGGGUUCCAUGAUAUUGAAAAUCCCCAGCCUCAAGACAAGAACAGCAAGGUCUACGCCCUUGUCCUCACCGACACCAUUCGAGUGACGUCUACCGAGCCGGUGAUCUUUACGGCUGAAGCGCCCACAAGCGCGGACGCCAACUCGUUCUUUUUCAAGGAUGAUGAGGAAGCCGAGCCUGCCCCUAAGAAGGAGAAGAAGGACUCCCGCGUUGGCGCUGUCGCUACCAAGAAUAUCACAUCGACAAGACUCCGAUCUGAACGUACGACGCAAGUUGAAGAUGACUCGGACAAGAGGCGACGCGACCAUCAAAAGGAGCUUGCUACCAAGAAGCAGAAGGAAGGUAUGGCAAGAUUUGCCGAGUCCACGAAUGACCAAAAUGGCGGUGAAAUAAAGAAGUUCAAGCGGUUCGAGUCGUACAAGAGAGACAACCAGUUUCCUCUGCGAAGCAAGAACCUCGAAAUUAUCGUGGACAGCAAGAACAGCACCGUCGUUCUCCCCAUUAUGGGUCGACCGGUUCCUUUCCACAUCAACACCAUCAAGAACGCUAGCAAGAGCGACGAGAAUGACUUCGCUUUCUUGCGAAUCAACUUCCUAUCCCCUGGCCAAGGUGUAGGAAGGAAGGAUGACCAGCCGUUUGAGGACGCCUCGGCUCACUUUGUUCGAAGCUUGACGUUCCGUUCGUCUGAUGGUGACAGAUACAACGAGAUUGCGACGCAAAUCUCGAACAUGAAGCGAGAUGUGGUUAAGAAGGAGCAAGAGAAGAAGGACAUGGAGGAUGUUGUGGAGCAGGACAAGCUGGUGGAGAUUAGAAACCGCCGCCCUGCUGUAUUGGACAACGUGUACAUCCGACCUGCCAUGGAAGGAAAGCGAGUUCCCGGAAAGGUGGAGAUUCACCAGAAUGGUAUUCGUUACCAGUCUCCCCUCAACGCCCAGCACCGUGUUGAUAUUCUUUUCUCGAACGUCAAGCACCUCUUCUUCCAGCCCUGCCAGCAUGAGUUGAUUGUCAUUAUUCACAUUCACCUCAAGGAUCCCAUUAUCGUGGGCAACAAGAAGAAGACCAAGGAUGUCCAGUUCUACCGCGAAGCAACCGACAUUCAGUUCGAUGAGACAGGCAACCGAAAGCGGAAGUACCGGUAUGGCGAUGAGGACGAGUUUGAGGCCGAGCAGGAAGAGCGACGUCGGAGAGCCGAGCUCGAUCGCCUGUUCCAAGGCUUCGCCCAGAAGAUUGCCGAAGCUGGCCGAAACGAGGGUAUCGAGGUCGACAUGCCCAUCCGCGACCUUGGUUUCCACGGUGUGCCGUUCCGAAGCAACGUUUUCGUCCAACCAAGUACAGACUGUCUUAUCCAGGUUGUGGAGCCUCCGUUUAUGGUUAUUACCAUCGAAGAGGUUGAAGUUGCCCAUUUGGAACGUGUCCAGUUCGGCUUGAAGAACUUCGAUAUGGUCUUUGUCUUCAAAGACUUUACUCGAGCACCUUACCACAUUAACACUAUCCCUGUGGAAUUCCUGGAUCAGGUCAAGGACUAUCUCGACUCCUCUGACAUUGCCUUUACCGAGGGUCCCCUUAACCUCAACUGGCCUACCAUCAUGAAGACUGUCACCGCCGACACACAUCAGUUCUUCGUCGACGGAGGUUGGUCCUUCCUACAGGCCGACUCAGACGACGAGGGUGGCGAUGCCGAGUCUGAACAGGAGUCGGCCUUCGAGCUUGACGACGAGGAGCUUGACGAGGCUUCUGAGUCUAGUGAAGAGGAUUCCGACUUCGGCAGCAACGCUAGUGACGAUGAUGACGAGGAUGACGAACUGGACAGCGAGGAUGAAGGCGAAGACUGGGAUGAGCUGGAGCGCAAGGCCAAGAAGCGAGACCGCGAAAGCGCCAUGGAAGAAGAAGACCGCGGCAGCAAGAAGAAGCGCAAGCGAUAA
Molecule: messenger RNA, 3099 nt
Organism: Ilyonectria robusta
Lineage: Eukaryota; Fungi; Ascomycota; Sordariomycetes; Hypocreales; Nectriaceae
Product: FACT complex protein
Exons: 5
Coding region: 1-3099 (1032 amino acids)
Biological process (GO): transcription elongation by RNA polymerase II; positive regulation of transcription elongation by RNA polymerase II
Cellular component (GO): FACT complex
Molecular function (GO): nucleosome binding
Source: RefSeq, a predicted model, not a curated record